Mesorhabditis belari is the source of this 1446-nucleotide messenger RNA. The record is from the annotation of a GenBank genome assembly. NCBI's taxonomy places the organism in Eukaryota, Metazoa, Nematoda, Chromadorea, Rhabditida, Rhabditidae.
AUGUCGUUUCAUCUCGGCGGUAAAACUCUGCGUGUUUCGGCGAAACUCUUCACGGAAAACCGACAGCGCUUGGUGAAGGCACUGAAAGAAAAGAUUACUUAUCCCGGAGCGGUUGUCGUAUUAGAGGGUGGUCAUGAGAAGCUUCGAUACAAUACAGACGCCGAUGAUUUACCCUUCAGACAAGAAUCCUACUUUUUUUGGGCGUUUGGGGUGCAUGAAGCCGAUUCGUAUGGUUUGAUCGACAUCGAUUCAGGAAAAUCCGUCCUCUUUCCACCAAAAUUACACCCCGAUUAUGCGAUUUGGGAUGGAAAAAUUGAACCUGAAGCGUGGUUUCAAAAGAAGUAUGAGGUCGACGAUGUUCAUUUUUAUGACGAGAAAACACCAGCAAUUGCGGAAACCUUGAAAAAGUUCAAUGCGAAGAAGUUACUUCUACUUAAAGCUGAUAACUCUGAUUCGAAUCAUGUUCUUCAACCAGCUGAAUUCAAAGGAAAGGAGGAGUUUUCCAUUGAUGUUGACUUGCUUUACCCAAUUAUCGCCGAGUUACGCGUUUUCAAGACGGAUCUAGAGUUGGAAGUUCUUCGCUAUGCAAGUAAGAUUGCUUCGGAUGCGCAUAAAGCCGUAAUGAAACACAUCAAGCCUGGUCUCUUUGAGUAUCAAUGUGAAAGUUUGUUCCGACACACGAGUUAUUACACAGGAGGAUGUCGUCAUCUAGCGUAUACGUGCAUUGCUGCCAGUGGCUGCAACGGCUCAAUCUUGCAUUAUGGCCAUGCAAAUGCUCCAAAUGCUCGUGAAGUGAAAGAUGGGGAUAUGUGCCUUUUUGACAUGGGACCUGAAUAUAACUGCUAUGCGUCGGACGUAACAACUUCGUUUCCUGUGAAUGGAAAAUUCACAGACAAACAAAAAAUUAUCUACAAUGCUGUACUUGACGCUAAUCGCGUCAUUCUUCGAGAAGCAAAACCAGGUGUUCGCUGGGCAGCCAUGCAUAAACUCUCUGAAAAAGUAAUCUUGGAACACCUUGUAAAAGCCGGUCUACUUCAUGGUGAUGUUGACGCAAUGGUUGAGAGUCGGCUUGGCGCUGUUUUUAUGCCACAUGGUCUUGGCCAUUUUAUGGGACUUGAUGUUCACGAUUGCGGAGGAUAUCUUGGGGACGCCGAACCACGCUACAAGGAACCCGGAUUGAAAAGUCUUCGCACGACGAGAACGUUGCAGGAAAGAAUGGUUAUCACCAUUGAACCAGGAUGCUACUUUAUCGACUUUUUACUCGACGCAGCUUUCGCUGAUCCAAAGCUCAAUCAGUUUAUGAACAAGGAACGCAUUGCCGAGUUUCGCGGAUCCGGAGGGGUGCGUAUUGAAGACGACGUUGUGAUUUGGGCGAAGGGAAAUGAAAACAUGAGUCAGGUUCCACGUACCGUCGAAGAGAUUGAGCACUUUAUGGCUGAUCGUACU